Messenger RNA from Grammomys surdaster, 1422 nucleotides. RefSeq names its product nuclear factor, erythroid 2 (gene Nfe2). Gene Ontology annotation, biological process: regulation of transcription by RNA polymerase II. The record is from RefSeq and is a predicted model, not a curated record. The transcript is spliced from 2 exons. The coding region runs from base 51 to 1172 and encodes 373 amino acids. Gene Ontology annotation, cellular component: nucleus. Lineage: Eukaryota; Metazoa; Chordata; Mammalia; Rodentia; Muridae. Gene Ontology annotation, molecular function: RNA polymerase II cis-regulatory region sequence-specific DNA binding; DNA-binding transcription factor activity, RNA polymerase II-specific.
GGAAUCCUUUGUGCUUGGGGAGACCUGGGGCCAUUGGCUGGCACAGUAGGAUGCCCCCGUGUCCUCCUCAGCAGAACAGGAACAGGUUAUCACAGCUGCCUACUGGAGAGCUUGGAGAGAUGGAACUGACUUGGCAAGAGAUCAUGUCCAUUACUGAGCUGCAGGGUCUAAAUGUUCCAAGUGAGCCAUCUUUUGACCCCCAAGCACCCACCCCAUACCCUGGGCCACUGCCACCUCCAACAUACUGCCCCUGUUCAAUUCACCCAGAUGCAGGCUUCUCCCUUCCCGCACCAUCUUAUGAGCUCCCAGCAUCCACUCCCCAUGUCCCAGACCUCCCAUACUCCUACGGCAACAUAGCUAUACCAGUGUCAAAGCCACUUACCCUUUCAGGCCUGCUCAACGAGCCCCUCCCAGACCCCUUAGCUCUCCUGGACAUUGGGCUCCCAGUGGGGCAACCCAAGCCCCAAGAAGACCCAGAAUCUGACUCCGGAUUAUCCCUCAACUACAGUGAUGCAGAAUCUCUUGAGCUAGAGGGUGCAGAGGCUGGCAGGAGGAGGAGCGAGUAUGUGGACAUGUACUCGGUGGAGUACCCUUACUCACUUAUGCCCAACUCUUUGGCCCACCCCAACUAUACUCUUCCGCCCACUGAGACUCCCUUGGCCUUGGAGUCAUCCUCCGGUCCAGUGCGGGCUAAGCCUGCUGUCCGUGGGGAGGCAGGGAGUCGGGACGAGCGGCGAGCCCUGGCCAUGAAGAUUCCUUUCCCUACGGACAAGAUAGUUAACUUGCCGGUAGAUGACUUUAAUGAGUUGUUGGCACAGUAUCCGCUAACAGAGAGCCAGCUGGCUCUAGUUCGGGACAUCCGUCGGCGGGGCAAGAACAAGGUGGCGGCCCAGAACUGUCGUAAGAGAAAACUGGAAACCAUUGUGCAGUUAGAGCGGGAGCUGGAGCGGCUGGGCAGUGAAAGGGAACGGCUUCUCAGAGCCCGAGGGGAGGCCGAUCGUACCCUGGAGGUCAUGCGCCAACAGCUGGCAGAGCUGUACCAUGAUAUUUUCCAGCAUCUUCGGGACGAAUCUGGCAACAGUUAUUCACCAGAGGAAUAUGCACUGCAACAGGCUGCUGAUGGGGCCAUCUUUCUGGUACACCGUGGGACCAAGAUGGAGGCCACAGAUUGAGCUGGCCCAGAGGGGGUGGACGCUGGUGCUAGGGACUCCCCUCCUUCCUUUCUGAUAAAGGUACUUCCCAAUCCCAGAACAAGGCUUGGAGUUCUCCAGACCAAGAGGGCAGAUGCAACCUUAGCAUUUGGAAGUUCCAAAGUGUAUCCGGUGAGGUUUGCCUGGAAGCCAGGUGAGUGUUGGCUUCUCAGGUCCCCACCUCCACCUCUUGUCUAACCUUUGGUUCAUAAAGAACUGUGUGGAAAUAGCU